CCCAAACCCGACUCUCUGUUUCUCUCUCUCAGCAGAAAAGUUCCCUUUCCCCACUUGGUCCCUACAGUUGAACCCAUUUCGAGGUAUAACAAGUGGGAUCUGGAAGAGUAGCCUGUAGUAACAAGGAUGAGGUCCUUUAUAUUGUUGGUGACUGUUCUGACAGUCAUGGUGAAAGCUCGGAUUGACCCUGCACUUGAUAACCACUGGCUGCUAUGGAAGAACAAGCACACCAAAGAGUAUGAAGAUGAGUCAGAGGACCUUCUAAGACGAAUUACUUGGGAAAAGAACCUCAAUACUGUCAAUAUGCAUAACCUGGAGUACUCAAUGGGAAUGCACACCUAUGAGCUUGGAAUGAACCAUCUUGCCGAUAUGACUAGUGAAGAAAUUAAGUCUAAGAUGACUGGUUUAAUACUACCUCCACACAGCGAGAGGAAGGCAACAUUUAGUAGCCAAAAGAACAGCACCUUGGGAGGUAAAGUACCAGACUCCAUAGACUGGAGGGAAAAAGGAUGUGUCAGUGAAGUUAAAAACCAGGGAGGAUGUGGUUCAUGCUGGGCCUUCAGUGCAGUCGGGGCCUUGGAGGGACAGCUGAUGCUUAAAACAGGAAAAAUUGUUUCUCUCAGCCCUCAGAAUCUUGUGGACUGUUCAUCAAAAUACGGGAACAAGGGCUGCAGCGGGGGCUUUAUGACGCGUGCCUUCCAGUAUGUCAUUGACAAUAAUGGCAUUGAUUCUGAUACUUAUUAUCCUUAUCAUGCUAUGGAUGAAAAGUGUCAUUAUGAACUUGCUGGAAAAGCUUCCUCGUGUGUUAAAUACAGAGAGAUUGUUCCUGGCACAGAAGACAACCUCAAGCAAGCCCUAGGCAAUAUUGGUCCAAUAUCAGUUGCCAUAGAUGGGACCCGCCCCACAUUCUUCCUUUACAAAAGCGGUGUCUACAGUGACCCAUCCUGCUCUCAGGAAGUUAACCACGGUGUCCUUGCAGUUGGCUACGGGACUCUCAAUGGACAGGAUUUCUGGCUUCUAAAAAACAGCUGGGGUACAAAGUAUGGAGACCAAGGAUACGUCCGCAUUGCAAGGAACAAAGAAAACCUGUGUGGAGUGGCAAGUUACACCUCCUACCCAGAAAUAUAAGGGUGCAUGCCGGAACCAGGAUAUGGAGCAACAAAAUAGAUCUUUCAUAUGCUUACUCUUUUUCUUUUAUACCUUAGACCUAAUAAAACUGAGGCAGGACACAUUUGCACUAACUCCUAUAAAAUUACUUGUCCUUUGAUUCACAUGAUAUGACCUGUUAGAAGUUGCCUUAUGCAAUGUCCUGUACCGAAUAAACAGAAAGUUGUCUAUCAAGUCCACUCCCCCUGAGAUGAUGUUCCUGAGGGUGUAGAGUAAUGGCACAUGUGAUUGCUUCUAUUUUUAUGUUAUACAUUGUGACAUCUCUACAGUAAAACAGCUGGAAGCCUCACAGAGGCAUAGAACUUGGAGACAAAUACUGAUAAACACUGGAACUGAGCCUGAGUGCCUAAAGAUAUUUUUAAUGCACUGGGUAUUUAAAGGCUAUUGAACUUCAGUGUUCCACCUUCUGCAAAACUGUUGGAUUUGGGGUUUAUCUGGGGGUUUAGUUGCUGUAACAUGGAUCUGUGGCAAGUCUUAAAAUAUUAGACUCUUGUAACUCUAUUUUUUUUCCUCAUCAGUCUCGAUGUACAAUUUCUGAUUGUUGAAAUAAAUGAUCUGAUAGGAAAUCC
Molecule: messenger RNA, 1736 nt
Organism: Xenopus laevis (African clawed frog)
Lineage: Eukaryota; Metazoa; Chordata; Amphibia; Anura; Pipidae
Gene: ctss.S
Product: cathepsin S S homeolog
Biological process (GO): proteolysis
Molecular function (GO): cysteine-type peptidase activity; cysteine-type endopeptidase activity
Source: RefSeq, marked provisional